Messenger RNA from Condylura cristata (star-nosed mole), 3036 nucleotides. RefSeq names its product Rho GTPase activating protein 10 (gene ARHGAP10). Bases 41 to 2398 code for a protein of 785 amino acids. The record is from RefSeq and is a predicted model, not a curated record. Gene Ontology annotation, cellular component: cytoplasm. Gene Ontology annotation, molecular function: GTPase activator activity; protein binding. The transcript is spliced from 23 exons. Gene Ontology annotation, biological process: signal transduction. Lineage: Eukaryota; Metazoa; Chordata; Mammalia; Eulipotyphla; Talpidae.
GCCGGGGUCGGGGGGCUGCUCUGCGCGCCCCGCUGCCGUCAUGGGGCUGCAGCCCCUGGAGUUCAGCGACUGCUACCUCGACAGCCCGUGGUUCAGGGAGAGGAUCCGCGCCCACGAAGCGGAGCUCGAGCGGACCAACAAGUUCAUCAAAGAGCUCAUCAAGGACGGGAAGAACCUCAUCGCGGCCACCAAAAGCCUUUCAGCAGCCCAGCGGAAGUUUGCACAUUCACUCAGAGACUUCAAGUUCGAGUUCAUUGGCGAUGCGGAGACUGAUGACGAGCGCUGCAUAGAUGCUUCCUUACGUGAAUUUUCAAAUUUUUUGAAGAAUCUGGAAGAACAGAGGGAAAUCAUGGCACUGAGCGUAACCGAAACCCUGAUUAAACCUUUGGAGAAAUUCAGGAAAGAGCAACUUGGAGCUGUGAAGGAAGAAAAAAAGAAGUUUGACAAAGAGACAGAAAAGAACUAUAGUCUAAUUGAUAAACAUUUGAAUUUAUCAGCAAAAAAGAAAGACUCACAUUUGCAAGAGGCAGAUACCCAAGUGGAGCAGAACCGGAAACACUUCUAUGAACUGUCUCUUGAGUAUGUGUGUAAACUUCAGGAAAUCCAAGAGAGGAAGAAGUUUGAGUUUGUGGAACCAAUGCUGUCAUUUUUUCAGGGAAUGUUUACUUUCUACCAUCAGGGCCAUGAGCUUGCCAAAGACUUCAAUCAUUACAAAAUGGAACUGCAGAUCAACAUUCAGAACACGCGGAAUCGUUUUGAAGGAACGAGGUCAGAAGUGGAGGAACUCAUGAACAAGAUCAGGCAGAACCCCAAGGACCACAAGCGGGCCGGUCAGUUCACGGCGGAAGGCUACCUGUAUGUCCAGGAAAAAAGGCCUGCUCCAUUCGGCUCCAGUUGGGUCAAACACUACUGCAUGUACCGGAAGGCAGCUAAGAAGUUCAACAUCAUCCCAUUCGAGCACAGAUCUGGGGGGAAGCUUGGUGACGGGGACGUGCUCUCGGUGAAGGAAUGCACCAGGAGGCCUGCGGAGUCCUCCGACAGGAGGUUCUGUUUCGAUGUGGAAGCUGCUGACCGGCCUGGAGUUUCCUUGACGUUGCAGGCAUUUUCAGAAGAGGAAAGGAAGCAGUGGUUGGAAGCCCUGGGCGGAAAAGAAGCGCUGUACCAAAGCUUUCAUAGAGCCAUCACCCCAAGGCCAGAAGGAAGUGCACAGUUGGAUAAGAUGGGAUUCACAAUUCUCAAAAAAUGCAUCAGUGCUGUUGAAACACGAGGUAUAAAUGACCAAGGAUUGUACCGAGUUGUGGGGGUGAGUUCAAAGGUCCAGAGACUUCUGAGUAUGUUGAUGGAUGUAAAGACAUGCAAUGAGGUGGACCUGGAGAAUUCCAUCGACUGGGAAGUGAAAACAAUAACAAGCGCCCUGAAGCAGUACUUGAGGAGUCUUCCAGAACCUCUUAUGACCUAUGAGUUACAUGGGGAAUUCAUUGUCCCAGCCAAGAGUGGCAGCCCAGAAUCUCGGGUUAAUGCUAUCCACUUCUUGGUCCACAAACUGCCAGAGAAAAAUAAAGAAAUGUUGGAUAUCUUGGUGAAACACCUAACAAAUGUUUCAAAUCACUCCAAGCAGAACCUGAUGACGGUGGCAAACUUGGGAGUGGUAUUUGGACCGACUCUGAUGAGGCCGCAGGAAGAAACUGUGGCUGCCAUCAUGGAUUUGAAGUUUCAGAAUAUUGUUGUGGAAAUCUUAAUUGAAAAUCAUGAAAAGAUCUUCAGGACCCUGCCGGACGCUACACUGCCUGAGCCUGUGUCCCAGCCCACAUCCCCCCCAAACGCCCCCCCGAGACAGUCGAAGAGACUUGGCCAGAGGAUUAAGAGGCCCGUGGCUGUGUAUAAUCUUUGUCUUGAGCUGGAGGAUGGUGAUGGGCCUCAUCCCCCAAAGGAGGCCACCCCAACCGGCAGUCUAGACUCACUCUCCUCCCCAUCCCCCACAUCAGCAGCUGUCCCAGGGCCUCCUGGACCAGACAGAAACCACCUUCCCACAGAUGGGGGUGCUGGGGACUGGGCAUCUGCCACUCCAAGCCAGACUCGGCCAUCGCUGGUCCAGUGGCUUAACCCACAGAGUCCAAGCACACCAAGUUGCAGUCCAGCUGUUACACCUCCUUCACCCAAGUCCUCACCUUUCCCCAGCCCUCUUCCUGCCUCAGUGGCCGAAAAGCCACCGGAAAGCGCCAGCAGCCGGAAGGCCCGCGCAGUAUACCCGUGUGAGGCAGAACACAGCUCGGAAUUAUCGUUUGAAGCUGGAGCGAUUUUUGAGGAUGUGCAAACCUCGAGGGAACCUGGCUGGCUGGAGGGGACUCUGAAUGGCAAGAGGGGCCUGAUUCCACAGAACUAUGUCAAGCUGCUGUAGCACCUGGCCUGUGAGGACCCCACACGGACCCUGGCCCCAAUCUUCCUCCUCCUGGCUGGAGCCCACAGCCUCCUGGACGCACGCGAACCACACACCACGAUGGCUCUCCAGGGGCGGGAGGGGGCAGACUGCCAGAGCUGGGGAGAGGGACGCACGGCCAGGACUGAGCGCUCUGUGGAGUGGGAGAAGAUUGGCAGAGUGGACUCUGCCCUCGACAAGCCUGGGACUGGCGAUUUUUCCUUCUCCAGCCUCUAGCAGGAGCGGGCGGCGUUUUGUGCCAGCACAACCUUCUCCUCCGCUGGCCGUCACGCCACUGGACUCCCCUGUGCGUCCCUCCGGUAUCUGAAACGGACCUGCCUGCCCUCUGAGUGUUGCUUGCAGGACGUGCUCUUGGCCCAGGCAGGCGAGGCGUGGUAGUGGCCGCUGCUGAAGGCCAGGAAGUUAAGUGAGCCCAGCCCAGAGGUACCAGGAGGUGCCCCUUCCUCACCGGCCUGCUGGAGACCACAGACUCGCUCUCCCCAGGGCACACGGCGUAUUUAUAACAGGCUUCUUGUUGGUGCUUCCCACCUGUGUGCUGUUUUCCAGACACCACCUUUUGCCCCAAGGCCUCUGUAAAUGAAAUAAAAUGUAAUUUACUA